GUUUGCAUAUACUGAAGCACUAAGGUGGGGUGUUAAAAUGAAGCUUUGUCGGGCCGAAUACAAAACUAUUGCAAAAUUUACCGAGCAGCUCAGACCCACCCGGCAGUGCAUGAAGAUACUGAAGGAAAGAUUUCCUAAUCAUUCGCCGUCCACUCUUCUGAGCAUCUUCUCCCUGGAGUACCAGAAAAAGAUGAAAAGAACUAAUUUGAGACACCAUGCCCCAGAUGUGGUUGAAGGCUACUACCAAAGGUACCUGAGCGAAGCCAAGAUACGUCCUUCAGCUCCUGUCCUCUUGGAGAUAGCCAAUGAGGUGGACUUGUCACCUUCUCUCCUGGCUCGUCUGGUGUUGGAGCGUUUUCUGGAGGAGAGGGAAGACUCAGUGUCCUCCAAACAAGUGGUGAACAGCAUGCUGCGGGAGCCCUGUUUGAUUCCUGACCUCCUGCUGGCCAAGCACGUGGAACAGUGCACUAUAAAUGACUGCUGUUAUGGACCACUGGUGGACUGCAUCAAACAUGCUAUUGGACAAGAGCAUGAAGAAAUCCUGCGAGACAAACUCAGAGAGAGGAACCUCUCCUUCUUGGAUGAAAACCAACUGCGUGCCAAAGGUUAUGACAAGACUCCCGACAUUAUUCUGGAAGUUCCAAUUGCUGUUGAAGGCCACAUAGUUCAUUGGAUUGAGAGUAAGGCGUCUUUCGGAGACGACCAAAGCCAUCGCACCUACCUGAAUGAGCAGUUUUGGAGCUACUGGAACAGGUUCGGCCCAGGUCUGGUCAUCUACUGGUACGGCUUUAUAGCUGAGCUGGACUGCCUGAGAGACAGAGGGAUCCUGCUCAAAGACUGCUUCCCCUCGGACAUUGUGACUCUGUGCCAUGAGACCACUUCCAACUGA
Messenger RNA from Chanos chanos (milkfish), 889 nucleotides. RefSeq names its product CDAN1 interacting nuclease 1 (gene cdin1). Gene Ontology annotation, cellular component: cytoplasm; nucleus. Lineage: Eukaryota; Metazoa; Chordata; Actinopteri; Gonorynchiformes; Chanidae. Gene Ontology annotation, biological process: erythrocyte differentiation. The coding region runs from base 38 to 889 and encodes 283 amino acids. The record is from RefSeq and is a predicted model, not a curated record. The transcript has 12 exons.